This is a messenger RNA of Helianthus annuus (common sunflower), 957 nucleotides long. RefSeq lists its product as uncharacterized. Lineage: Eukaryota; Viridiplantae; Streptophyta; Magnoliopsida; Asterales; Asteraceae. Gene Ontology annotation, biological process: mitochondrial proton-transporting ATP synthase complex assembly. The record is from RefSeq and is a predicted model, not a curated record. The coding region runs from base 1 to 825 and encodes 274 amino acids. Gene Ontology annotation, cellular component: mitochondrial membrane. The transcript has a single exon.
AUGCAAGAUUUAAGACGGGACCAUAUGUCAUUUUGCUUUCAUUUUUGGUUGUUGAAUCAUCCGGGGAUAUCUUGGUUUCGGGUCUUUAUAUUGUCCCUCUUAGUUCUCCCCCUAAAAAUACAAACAACCUACCAUCAUCGGACCUCCUCUAAGCUCCUCACAGGUUUCUAUCCCCAUGGAUUUGGAAGAUGUUUGACUCAGAAAAGUCAAACUGCCACUCAUGACUUCCUUCCUGCAAAACAUCUUUCGUUUGUACAGAGACGAUGGGCGUCUCAGUCUGCCGCCACUGAAGAUACCGGCAAGAUCACCAUUGGACCUCCUAAAGGUCUAGAUUCAGAAAAAGACGAUAAAGAUUCAGGAGUCGUCUACUACGGGCCAAUAUCAAACACCAUAAAGAAAGUCAAACUUCUUUCACUAUCCACCUGCUGCCUUUCCGUAUCUUUAGGACCCGUAAUCACCUUUAUGACCUCACCCGAUAUGAACGUGAUCUUGAAAGGUGCAGUUGCAUCGUCUGUUAUAUUCUUGAGUGCUUCCACUACUUUGGCCCUUCAUUGGUUUGUGAGCCCUUACAUUCAUAAGCUGAGGUGGCAGCCUGGUUCAGACACGUUCGAGGCCGACAUGAUGACGUGGCUAGCAACCUUCGUGACUAAAACUAUUAAGUUUUCUGACAUUAGGCUACCGCAAACUAAUAGGCCUUUUGUGACGUUUAAGGCUAAUGGCGAAUUUUAUUUUGUGGAUGCUGAUCACUGUCAUAACAAGGCGCUUUUAGCAAGAUUAACACCGACAGCAAAGGCGACACAAGAUUCGGCUCUCAAGAACUUGUGAUGUCAAUACGCUAUGAUUUGAUUUGAUUUGCUUUCGGGAAGUGAAAUGGAGAUGGUGGGUUUCAAAUAUUGAGCCUUUAGAAAUAAAUUUGGAUACAAUACUGUUUUGAGAAUUUACUUUUAUUUUUUAGAA